ACAAUGACAGCCAGCAAAAAUUAUCACGUUUCAAUCAUUGGUGGUGGAAUUGGUGGCAUUUCAGCAGCAAUCGGGUUAAAACGUGCGGGUGUACCGGUAGAUUUAUUCGAAGCAGCAAGUCAAUAUGGUGAAAUUGGAGCGGGAAUCAGUUUUGGUUUUAAUUCCAGAACAGCACUGGAAAAACUUGGAUUAGGUGAAGAAUUUAGACAACAAGCAACUACUGUCGAUAGUGGGAUCUGGUUCGAAUGGAGAGAUGGAGAAGGUGAAAAACAAGAUUUAAUUGCAACAACGUAUAGUAAACCACAUGGAAAUUCUUCCGUUCAUCGAGCAAAAUUUUUGGAUUCAAUGGUCAAGCACAUCGACGGAAAGAUGUCGCACUUUGGUAAAAGACUCACACAAAUCGAACAAUUGCAGCAACCGGCUGAAAGACUUCAACGUUUGCAUUUCGAUGACGGUACAACAUUCGAUACAGAUGUCGUGAUCGGAUAUGAUGGUAUCCACAGCAGAGUACGCAAGCAGGUUUUAGGUCGUGAUGCAAAACUUCAAUGGUCCGGUACAUGGGCAUACAGAGGUUUGAUCCCCACAAAAGAAUUCAUAAAAGCAGUAGGACCAGAAAAAGGAGAAUUUUAUGCAAAAACACCACAAAUGUUUUUGGGAAAAGAUACGCACGUUCUCAUCUUCCCAAUCGAUCAACAUGAAACUGUUAAUCUUGUUGCAUUUAAUACAGAUCGUUCCAAAUGGCCACAGAGACCUGAUCUUGCAGAAGGUGAAGCUUGGACUCAACCUACCACACAAGAAGAGAUGAUCAAACAAUUCCCUGGUUGGGGAAAAGAUAUUAUCGCGAUGUUCAAAUGUAUGGAAAAGCCAAGUAAAUGGGCAUUGCAUCAACUGAUGCCAACGCUGGAAACGUACGUAAAGGGAACUGUUUGCAUUGCUGGAGAUGCUGCUCAUGGUGGAACGCCACAUCAAGGUGCUUUGGCCGGACAAGCAAUGGAAGAUGCAGUCUUUUUGAGCUGGCUAUUGAGUCAAACAGGUGUAGAGAGGAACAACCUAGAACAAGUUUUGACUGUAUAUGAUUCUGUCCGACGUCCAAGAGCGAACAAAGUACUUGAAACAAGUUUACAAGCAGGGGAUGUGUACGAAUUUGCAAGUGAAUACGGAGAUGACCGAAAGAAGAUUGCACAUGAUGUUGAGAAUCGCAUGGACUGGAUCUGGGGUGUAAGUAUAACCUAUGGAAUCCUCCGAUGA
Molecule: messenger RNA, 1248 nt
Organism: Meira miltonrushii
Lineage: Eukaryota; Fungi; Basidiomycota; Exobasidiomycetes; Exobasidiales; Brachybasidiaceae
Product: putative salicylate hydroxylase
Exons: 1
Biological process (GO): secondary metabolite biosynthetic process
Molecular function (GO): FAD binding
Source: RefSeq, a predicted model, not a curated record